CCAACCGCCUGCCUCAUUCGUUACUUUCCUUAUCAGCACUCGGUGUCACGAGCGGUCACACAGCCAGACAACCUUAGAUAGAGGUCAGCUGUGUCCGUCGGCGGCGUCUCUUCUCCUAUUAGGAGUUCAUUUGGCGAAUGCGCUCAUUACUUCUUGCUGGCUCAAUCGACCGUCAUUCGCUCUUCAGCCAUCGAAUCAUCAUCGCUUGUCGGGCCAUUGCGGCGUCGGAUAUCAGCGGAGCUCGAGGUCCCAAGGCAUACAAUAGACGCUGACUCGAGGCAUGAGAUAACCGUUAUACAUACGCUACGCUAUAUCAACCGUCAUGUCGACUCCUAGCAGAAACCUACCGCCUCCCAUAGAGCGACGCUUGUCAUCAUCGCCCGGCUCGUUCCGUGGCCGGUCCUUCGAUCGCGCCGAGUCCACCGCGCGUCUCGCCUCACCCCUAGCACUUGGCACGUCCCCGACACUCAAGCCGCCAUUAUCGACCGGUGACGACGCUGGUUCCAGUAGCUUGAGCCCUCUUCCCGGCCCCGGGUCUCAUGCUGCAGGUCCCGGCGUGUCCGCCCUUGCCGCCGCUCUGUCAAACUCCCUAGGUGCCUCACCGCCGCGAUUCGGCACCCCGCCUCGAGCAGCUUCUCCAGCUUUGGCAGCACUCAAUGUUCCGGGCUCGGGAACGCCUACGAACUAUGGCUCGUUCGAUGGGAGGAGACAGUGGGCAAGUGGCGCGUACGAGGAUCCGGAGAUUGUCAAGAGGCAUCUGGUCCAGCCCGGUGACGGGACUCCGGACGACGGGCCCAGGAAAGUCAGCAACAAUGGAGCCAAAGGCAAACAACCCGCCGGCACAUUGGACGACGAAUUCUCGAGUUUGAAGUUACAAGGCGGCGACAUCACGCGACCGAUUUACAAGUGGACAGAGGAAGCGGACCAGCGAAGCAGGAUGCAGCGCAGCAAGAGCUUCAGCGUCCCAAGACCGGAACCCGAGAAUGAAGAGCUCGACAUCAACACUAUCAAGGUUCCCGGUGGCUUUAGGCGCAAUUUCAUACGGCGGACGGCUAGGGAUCCGGACGAGUUGGAGAAUGGCUCCGGCUCAAGCCAACACCACCACACGCAACCUCGACUAUUCACGAACAGUUUUCUCGAGUUUCUCACUCUAUAUGGCCACUUCGCUGGCGAAGAGCUCGAAGAAGACGACGAAGCCUUGAAGCCUGGCGAGUAUUUUACGUCCGGUAGCGAGGCCGAGGAGUACGAGUAUUCGGACGAGGAGCCGAUGGAAGAGAGUGCACUACUGACCCCAUCACGACGUGGAAGGAGGAGGAAGGAGCGCGGUGGGAGCGGCCGGAACAGCCCAAUGUCUGCCGCGCUACUUCUGCUCAAGUCCUUCGUCGGAACCGGCGUCUUAUUCCUGCCCCGGGCGUACCUCAAUGGCGGUAUGCUUUUCAGUAACCUGGUCCUGCUUGGUGUAGCGGCCUUGAGCUAUUAUUGCUUUGUUCUCCUCGUCACGACUAGGCUGAAGGUCGAGGGGUCUUUUGGUGAUAUAGGCGGCAUCCUCUACGGCAAGUGGAUGAGGGCGCUAAUCUUGACCUCCAUCGUCAUCAGCCAGCUGGGAUUCGUUGCGGCGUACAUUGUCUUCACCUCGGAGAACCUUCAAGCCUUCAUCCUAGCGGUCACCAACUGCCAAACCUUCAUACCCAUCACAUGGCUCAUCAUCCUCCAGAUGGUUAUCUUCCUGCCCUUCUCCCUCCUGCGCGACAUCGGGAAGCUGGGGUUCACCGCCCUCAUCGCCGAUGCCUUCAUCGUCAUCGGCCUGGCCUACCUGUUCUACUACGACAUUCUCACGCUCAACACGCAGGGGCUCGCAGACAUUGUCAUGUUCAACCAAAAGGACUGGACGCUCUUCAUCGGCACGGCCAUCUUCACGUUUGAAGGCAUCGGCCUGAUCAUCCCCAUACAGGAAUCCAUGCGGCAGCCGCAGAAAUUCCCCAAGGUCAUGUUCGCCGUCAUGAUCAUCAUCACCACGCUUUUCACCGUCAUGGGCGCCUUUUCGUACGCGGCCUACGGCUCCAAGACGGAGACGGUUGUGCUACUCAACCUGCCGCAGGACGACAAGCUCGUCAACGGCGUCCAGUUCCUCUACUCGCUGGCCAUCCUGCUGUCCACGCCGCUGCAGAUCUUCCCGGCCAUCAGGAUCACCGAGAACGCCCUGUUUACUAAGAGCGGCAAGUACAACCCGUACAUCAAGUGGCAGAAGAAUGUGUACCGGUUCUUCGUGGUGGCACUCUGCGCGCUGGUUGCUUGGGGAGGCGCGGAUAACUUGGAUAAGUUUGUUGCGCUCGUCGGGAACUUUGCCUGUAUCCCGCUGGUGUACAUCUAUCCGCCGAUGCUGCACUACAAGGCAGUUGCCAAGAGUGCCGUGCGCAGGUGGUCGGACGUACUGCUCUGCAUCUUUGGGUUCAUCGCAAUGGCGUACACAACAAGCUUGACGGUGAUGAGCUGGGCGAAUGAUUCCGGCGGCGGAGGCUUGCCUAGCCACUGUGAUGCCAUUGGACAUUGAACGUAGCACAUCGGGCUCCUUUCUCUUUUGUCGUCUUUUGAGAUAAAGUAGCAUUAUUGGGUGUCGGACGCGUACGGGCAUUACAUUUGCAUGGCGUGCGGUUUGAAGGCAGUGCUGGUUCAGCCAGUGCCUAAAUCAUUAGAUAGUACAUAUAUUGGAGAGAAGUUAGAGGAAUCGGACAGUCAUGGUAGAAGAUGAUCAUCAGAUAGGUACUCGAUACAUCUCAGACUCGAGAUCGGGGCUUGCAUUUG
Chaetomium strumarium is the source of this 2802-nucleotide messenger RNA. Its product is annotated as transmembrane amino acid transporter protein-domain-containing protein. The record is from RefSeq and is a predicted model, not a curated record. Bases 323 to 2551 code for a protein of 742 amino acids. Gene Ontology annotation, molecular function: L-tyrosine transmembrane transporter activity. Gene Ontology annotation, cellular component: vacuolar membrane. The transcript has 2 exons. Gene Ontology annotation, biological process: amino acid transmembrane transport. Lineage: Eukaryota; Fungi; Ascomycota; Sordariomycetes; Sordariales; Chaetomiaceae.